This is a messenger RNA of Caenorhabditis angaria, 928 nucleotides long. The record is from the annotation of a GenBank genome assembly. NCBI's taxonomy places the organism in Eukaryota, Metazoa, Nematoda, Chromadorea, Rhabditida, Rhabditidae.
AUGGCUGAUCGAGGAGGAUUCCAAGGAGGAUUCGGUGGAGACCGCGGAGGUCGUGGAGGAGCUGCUGGAGGUCGUGGAGAACGCGGAGGUCGCGGUGGACGUGGAGGUCGCGGAGGACGUGGUGGUCGCGGAGGAAGGUGAGUUGAACAAAUUUAGUUUCGAAACAUUUCGAAAAUCGAUAUUUUUCUUCAGAGCCGGACGUGGAGGUGAGAAGGAAUCCGAAUGGACUCCAGUCACCAAGCUCGGAAGACUCGUCAAGGACAAGAAAAUCACCACUUUGGAAGAGAUCUACCUUAACUCCCUUCCAAUCAAGGAGUUCGAAAUAAUCGAUACCCUCUGCUCCAACCUCAAGGACGAAGUUUUGAAAAUCUCUCCAGUCCAAAAGCAAACCACGUAAGUUUAAAUUUUGAUUUCACUAGGAUUCCUAUCUAAUUUCUAAACUUUCAGCGCCGGUCAACGUACUCGCUUCAAGGCUUUCGUCGCCAUCGGAGAUCACGCUGGACACGUCGGACUCGGAGUCAAGUGCUCAAAAGAAGUCGCCACCGCCAUCCGUGGAGCCAUCGUCUCUGCCAAGCUCGCCGUCAUUCCAGUCCGUAGAGGAUACUGGGGUAACAAAAUCGGACAACCACACACCGUCCCAUGUAAAGUCACCGGAAAGUGCGCUUCAGUCAUGGUCCGUCUCAUCCCAGCCCCACGUGGUACCGGAAUCGUUUCUGCACCUGUUCCAAAGAAACUCCUCCAAAUGGCCGGAAUCCAAGAUUGCUACACCGCCGCUAAAGGACAAACCGCCACUCUUGGUAACUUCGCCAAGGCCACCUAUGCUGCUCUCCAAAGAACCUAUUCCUACCUCACCCCAGACUUGUGGAAGGAGGAAACCUUGGAGAAAUCACCAUACCAACGUCACCACGAGUUCCUCGGACGCAACUAA